This is a messenger RNA of Drosophila miranda, 1030 nucleotides long. Its product is annotated as rab-like protein 3. Bases 257 to 961 code for a protein of 234 amino acids. The record is from RefSeq and is a predicted model, not a curated record. The transcript is spliced from 2 exons. Lineage: Eukaryota; Metazoa; Arthropoda; Insecta; Diptera; Drosophilidae.
UGAAUAUAAAACUAAGUUUAAUUUCUAAUUUGUUAACAAUUGAUACUGAACACUAGACUAGAGCUGAAAUUCAGUAUUCUGUAUUCAGUGAAGUUUUUAAUUCGAAAAGUGCAUUGGCUAAGCGGGAAUAAUUGUAAUCGAAGCAGGUCACUGCUUAAUUGAGGCGGCCAGAUUGUCACUACAUAUCCAUAUAUGAAUAUUCACGACACAACUACAGCUUGCGAAUUACUUUCCGUUCUGAAACAAAACUAAAAAAAUGACUAAAAUGGCAAAUAAGCAGCGUCGAAAGCAGGAAUUGCAGCAGAUUGUGGAGGAUGUGCGCACGGUUCGCAUUCUGAUAUUGGGCGAUCCAGGUGUGGGAAAGUCAUCUUUGACUAACUUGUUGGCUAGCAGCCCGAUCACGCCAACACGUUCCUCUAGAACCGUUGCCGACAGCGAGUGGACCGUCCAAGCGCGUCUGCACGAGUACCCCAGGGCGCACCUCCCACUCACACCCGAGUGGACGUCGACCUCAUCAUCGGACCGCUCAGCCCAAUCGCCACUCACUCCCGAAGAGCUAUAUUUCGUUGAGUUCUACGAUAAGAACGACUCAGUGACAUAUGAUCGAGUGGACAGGAAUCCCUUGUACAAGAACAUGGACGGAAUCAUUUUGGUGUAUAAUAUGCAAGACAUGGAGACCCAUGACCACUUGCAUGACUGGAUCUACGGGCCACUGCGCGAGAUAACCGAAAGCCGCCAGAAACGUAUGUGCAACCGUCUCAAUGUGCCUAUCCUAGUCGUCGGCACCAUGUUGGAUAAGCUGCGCAAGCGCAGACUGCGUCGCUCUGGGAACAUUGCUUAUCAAUUGGGAUCAGAGGAGAUAUUCAUCAAUUGCUGCGAUCAAAACGCAAUGUCUGAAAUGGGCCGAAAUUACGGAAAAUUGCGCAAUUUCUUGAACAGAGCCGUCGACUUUGGGAAAUGAACUGAAUACUCUAAUUAACCUCAUAUACAUAUGUACACACAUGAUACAUGUGCCAUAUUAUCUUAAUAU